GUGAUAGUAAGGUCACGAACAGUAGCGCUUUUUCCACCAACUGCCAAACAUUGACAGAUGGGGCUACACUACUACACUAAACUCCACGAUUUCUAGUUUACUAAGGAGCUUCAAGGUGUAAUAUCUAAUUGGUCAGAGAAUGGCCCAGUGUGAGAGACUGAGCUCUAAGGAGGAGGCCUUGAUCCGAAGUGUCUUUAAGAACUACGUGUUGGAGCAUCACUCUGAGGAUAUCAGCCAGAUCAUUACAGAGGCUGAAAUGCACACUCACCAUCCCAUAGUUGUCAACGCCAUGAACUUAUUUGAGGCAAACAUGGAAGUUGGGGACUAUUUUAAUGUGUAUCCCAGUGAAGUCUUGACUCUUUUUGAUGAGGUUUUACAGCAAAUUGCCCUGGAGCUUUCAAGGAAUGGCCAGCAGGGGGCAGCAGAGCAGAAGCCAAUGUGCACGCUUCAUGCACGGAUCUCAGGUUUACCUGUGUGCCCUGAACUCACCAGAGACACAAUCCCUAGAUCCAGAGAUGUGGGCCAUUUUCUCUCAGUCACUGGCACAGUCAUUCGAACAAGUGAUAGUAAGGUUCUGGAGUAUCAGCGCGACUACAUGUGCACUAAGUGUCGAUAUGUUUUUCAAGUCAAUGCUCAGUUUGACCAGUUCUACACGUUUGUUCCUCCUGUGGCCUGCCCCAACCCCGAACGCUGUGAGUCCCACAAAUUCAGCUGCCUCUCCGGGGACACAGAGCCUGCUGCCUGCAGAGACUACCAGGAGAUCAAGAUCCAAGAGCAGGUCCAGCGGCUCUCCGUGGGCAGUAUUCCACGCUCCAUGCUCAUCGCUCUUGAGGAUGACUUGGUGGAUUCUUGUAAAUCAGGAGAUGAUGUGACCAUCUAUGGGAUUGUGUGUCAGCGCUGGAAGCCUUUCACUGAGGGCACUCGCUGUGACGUGGAGCUCAUCCUGAAGGCCAACCACAUCGAGGUGAACAACCAGCACACGGCUGUCUCUGUGCUGCUGGAGGAAGCCCACAAGGACAUGGAGGACUUCUGGGAAACAUACAAGCUCAACCCCCUGGCUGGUAGGGACCAGAUCUUGAUGAGUUUUUGCCCGCAGAUAUUCGGCAUGUAUGUGGUCAAACUAGCUGUUGCUAUGGUGAUGGCUGGAGGGGUACAGAGGAUUGACUCUACAGGAGGCAAAGUUAGAGGUGAGUGCCACAUGCUUUUGGUGGGCGACCCGGGUACAGGAAAGUCUCAGUUCCUCAAGUAUGCAGCAAAAGUCAUGCCUCGCUCUGUGCUCACAGCUGGAAUUGGGUCUACAAAUGCAGGUCUGACUGUGGCAGCUGUAAAGGAUGGGGGAGACUGGCACUUGGAGGCGGGAGCUCUCGUCUUGUCUGAUGGAGGCUUGUGUUGUAUAGAUGAAUUUAACAGCAUUAAAGAGCAUGACCGCAUCAGUAUACAUGAGGCUAUGGAGCAGCAGUCCAUCAGUGUUGCCAAAGCUGGUAUGGUAUGUAAGCUGAACACCAGAACCACCAUCCUGGCAGCCACCAAUCCCAAAGGCCAGUAUGACCCUUCCCAGUCCCUGUCGGAGAACGUGGCCCUGGCCAGCCCUUUGCUCAGCCGCUUUGACCUGGUGCUGGUGCUGUUGGACAGCAGGAACGCUGAGUGGGACCGCACCAUCUCCUCCUUCAUCCUGGAGGACAGAGGACGUCCAGGACAGCCUGCAGACUGGUCCAGCCUGUGGCCCAUAGACAAGAUGAAGGCAUACUUCUGUUUGAUUAAACGACUGCAGCCUCAGCUCUCACAGGACGCCAACAGAGUCCUAACCAGUUACUACCAACUGCAGAGACAGAGCCAAGGACGCAACGCCCGCACCACCAUCCGCAUGCUGGAGAGCCUGAGCCGGCUGGCCGAAGCACAUGCCAAACUCAUGUACAGGGAGACUGUCACAAUUGAAGAUGCUAUCAUGGCGGUGUCUGUCAUGGAGUGCUCUAUGCAGGGCGGCGCUCUUCUUGGAAGCAUGAAUGCAUUACUGACGUCUUUCCCUGAUGAUCCCGUGGAGCAGUACAAGACUCAGUGUGAGCUCCUGUUAGAAGGGCUCCACUUGCCUCAACUGCUGCAGAAAGAGAUGGACAGACUGUCAGCACAAUCAGGCAGCUGAGGAACUUCGGCAUUCAUAUAGAUAUUUUAUAUUUAUUUACAAUGACCUGUGGUAUUUUACUCCUCAUUUUAAACUGUAUAUAUCAUGAAAUACUGUAAAGAAAUUGUACAUUGAUUUAUUAAGUUUGUGUGUGUGUGUGUGUCUGUGUACCUUGUUAAGCAUGGAUUCCUACUGUGAGCAGUCUUGCCUCUCUACUCUCCACAGACCUGACCCAUAAAAUGCUUACUUCUUGUCUCCAUGGAGAUAGAUUUAAUUUAUGCCAUACUGUGAAUCAUUCUAGGCAAAAAUAACUCCAUGGCGACAAACAAAUUGCAGAGCUUUGGACAGAAAAAACAGAAGAUGACCAUGCAAACAAAGAUGUCAGCUCUUCUCUCAGUUAUUACAUUCAGACAAGAUUUAUGUUUGAGAUGGAAAGUACAAAAACUUCACUCGUAUUAUGCCAUUCAAUAUGUACAUAAUGGAGAGCCUGUAAAUAAUUUUUAAGCAUGAUUUACAAAGGAA
Boleophthalmus pectinirostris (great blue-spotted mudskipper) is the source of this 2641-nucleotide messenger RNA. RefSeq names its product minichromosome maintenance 9 homologous recombination repair factor (gene mcm9). The transcript has 14 exons. The coding region runs from base 140 to 2140 and encodes 666 amino acids. Gene Ontology annotation, cellular component: nucleus; MCM complex. Gene Ontology annotation, molecular function: ATP hydrolysis activity; single-stranded DNA helicase activity; single-stranded DNA binding. NCBI's taxonomy places the organism in Eukaryota, Metazoa, Chordata, Actinopteri, Gobiiformes, Gobiidae. The record is from RefSeq and is a predicted model, not a curated record. Gene Ontology annotation, biological process: double-strand break repair via homologous recombination.